GAAGCCAAACGAAAAAACUUGGUUGUACAAGGCAAAGGAAAUCGUCCCAAUGCAACUCGCUCGCUGACAAGUGAAGAAGAAAACAAGCUUUACGACAGUGGAGCAUUUGGCGUAGAAAACCCAGUAUCACUUCAGAGGACCAUGUGGUGGCUGUUAUCGUUACAUUUUGGCUUUAGAGCCCGUGAUGAAAGCCGAAAGUUGUGCUGGGGAGAUGUUUCUCUACAAACAGAUCCAAGUCAAGAYGGCCGCGAAAUGCUUGUAUGRCUYAAUGAGCGUGGAACAAAGACCCGAAAAGGCGACGAAAACGGUCACAGGCGUCCUUUCUCUCCCAAAGCUUAUGCCACGAAUACAGACAAAUGCCCAGUAAUGUAUUACAAGUUAUUUGAWCAACACAGACCYGAGGAAAUGAAACGUCCAGAGUCUCCAUUCUUUCUUGCUGUACGCCACGGUGAACGCAAAGUCAAUCCUGAGAUCUGGUACAAGAAGUCCCCUUUGGGAAAAAAUGAAAUCGGCAAGUUUAUGAAAACUGCUGCAAGCGAAGCCGAACUUCAGAGAGAUGGCUCUAAAGUCUCAAAUCACAGUGUGAGGAAAACCAGCAUCAGUCGUCUACUGGAUGCAAAUACUCCAGAGAAUUUUGUGGCUYAACUAAGUGGACACAAAAACCUUCAAAGUCUGCAGUCCUACAAGUMUGCAAGCGAAACACACCAACGCCAAAUGUCGUACAUCUUAAGUGGCGGAAUUGAUGAAAACCGUCAGUUAACACAAGCCGCUAGUAGUACGAGUUUUCAGCAGUCAUUAUGCUUGCCGUCCUCAAGUAAUCAGUUGAGUCUUCAGCAAUCAACCAGCACAUGUACUUCCCUUGCCGUUCAAACCUCAAACCCAAGUGCUUUAGAUAGCAUUUUUAGUGGAGCCAACAUAAGCAAAAUUUCCGACUGUCAGUUCCAGAUUUUCAAAGGACCAGUCAACAUUCAGCAAGGAGGGAAAAAGCGACGUUAUAUCAUCGAGAGUGACGAUGAAAAUUGAACAUUCUCUAAAAUUACUGCAAGGUCUGCACGUGUUGACGUUUUCWAUCGUCUUAAUCUUGACUCUUGAACUCUUUCUACAAUCAUUUGGAACUUCUGAAAUAUUUUUUUGCAAAAUUACCGUAUUUUGCCAAAUUAAAAGCGGU
Exaiptasia diaphana is the source of this 1168-nucleotide messenger RNA. RefSeq lists its product as uncharacterized. Bases 142 to 1023 code for a protein of 293 amino acids. Gene Ontology annotation, biological process: DNA integration; DNA recombination. Gene Ontology annotation, molecular function: DNA binding. NCBI's taxonomy places the organism in Eukaryota, Metazoa, Cnidaria, Anthozoa, Actiniaria, Aiptasiidae. The record is from RefSeq and is a predicted model, not a curated record. The transcript has a single exon.